UUGUAAUUUCAACCCCGUAAUUAUAUUAAUUUAAAACCCCGAACCCGGCAUUCCCAAGACGACUCAUUUAACUCGUUAAAAUCCGCUCUUCGUCCACCAAAUUCUUCUCUCUCUUAAUCGUCGGCGCCCCACAGCUUAGCUCUUUCACUGUUUACUGAAUUGUAAAAUUUGGUUCAUUAGGAGGGGGAGGAGGAGGAGGAGGAGGAGGAGGAGGAGGAGGAGAAGAGGGAAAUUGGGGGCGAGGGGGGAGGGAUAUGGCGAUAUCGGAUGCGGUGAUUGGGAAUUUGAUGACGAUCUACGUGGCAGUGAUAGCGGGGAUAAAGGCCUAUGGUUUAGUAUGUGGGCGGAGCUUCAGUGGCGGGUUCGUGCUGAUUGUGUCGAGCACGGUGGUGGGUCUCAUCUUGGUCGGGACGCUGACGUGGGAUGUCUCUCGUAAAGCCACGUACGCGAUUUCCCGUGAUCACGCUGCUGCGGUCCAUGUUCACGAGAUGUGCAAGGGUGGUAUUUGCUGGCACGGUGUGGCGGUGCGUUCCCCUGCUUCUCAGGUCCGGUUCAGGCUCCCUCAGCAAAUUCCAUACGGUUCUUUGUAACAAAAAAAGUGAAUGAAAAAGUUGAAAAGCACGAGCAGAAAAAAAAGAAGAAGAAUAAAAGGGGUAUUUGAGUUUCGAAGCUGUAAGAUAUAAGGUUGUCUCUGGCUAAGACAAAAGCCUUGAGGUGUUUGGGUUGUUUUCUCCUUGAAUUUUGAUUGAGAGGAAUAAAAUAGUGUGUAUAAAGCUAUAAAAUAACAUACCAAGUGGAAGAUGUUUUGUGAAUAAAUAAAUAAAUAGUUCUCCGUUGCUCUUGGUUUUUUCUUUUGCACCAACCAAAGUUUGUUCUGUUGUACAAGUGCUUUCAAGAUGGAAACAGAGGAGCGAGGCCGAGUUUACAUAGUUUAAUUGCUUGGUUUGGUCGGCCUACUGACAAGGAACACAGCAUUUUUGCCAGGAGGAAGUCCAGUCCAGGAUUCUCAAAAAGGUUAUUGCAGUUUAUAUGUUGAAAGAUGUCAGAGUUAGGGUGGCAAUUAUUAUUUAUUACAGAUUUUUCAGGAAAAUAAGUAAGAAGAGCACUUUUGCAAAAAAAAAAAAAAAAAGUGUAUUGGUACGUUUGUUCAUAUAAAACAGUUAAAGUAGAGUCCUAGUUUUGUGUGUUUUUUGUUGGUUUGUCUGUUUAGAACACGCCAUGCUUCUUCUUA
This is a messenger RNA of Theobroma cacao (cacao), 1231 nucleotides long. RefSeq lists its product as uncharacterized. The record is from RefSeq and is a predicted model, not a curated record. Lineage: Eukaryota; Viridiplantae; Streptophyta; Magnoliopsida; Malvales; Malvaceae.